AAUUUGCUGCAGUGAACAAGGACCACUGAUCAGGGUGCUUGACAGGCCAUUCCAGAGCUUUGCAAGAGUGCCGAGAAUGACAGCUCACAGAGCGGAAGCCGCAAGCAGUGCGUCCGCUACGGAUGAGUCCUUCUCGCCUUACAAUUUCGUGGCGGAUAAUGUCAAGGUAUAUCCCGCAUCGUCCGAACGGGACGUUGACGAAGCCGGCGCUUUGCUGGCGGUGAGGUAAGCGCAUACAAUAAGCACAUGCUAUCCGUUCGAACAAUCAAUGUGUACUGCGCUGACAGACUCGAUUACGCAAUUGCGCCGCACAGCUAUCCCGAACAUGCCCAAUACAUCUUUGGCGAUUUGAAGCAUCCUUCAAUGAAAGCAUAUCGGGCAAGUCAGCUGCGUCGGGGAAUCGCAGCCAUGCAUCUAUCAGGUCACGCUUCAAACGAAGCCGCUACUGCGCAUGGGACAUCCUCAUCGCCCUGUCCCGUCACCCGCGUGCUCAUUGCCCGCGAUGCAACGACGGACGAAUUUCUGGGUGUCAUUGUCUGGGAAGUCCUCGGGGAGCGGGUGGACGCAGACGUGCUUCAAAUCGCUGCACCGCGAGGUCAGCUCUCCAGCGAACUGCCCGAAAUAGGUCCCUACCCUGUCGCGCUUCACCGGCCCGCUUGGGAUUUGUUUGCCGAGAGGAUGGGGACAGCUCAAGAGGCAUUCGUGAAAGGUAGAGACACGGUCUUUGUGAAAUACCUCUCUGUCGCACCGAGCGCCCAGAGAAGAGGGGUGGGCCGUAAGAUGAUGGCGGGUGUGUUCAGGGAUGCCUGGGCUCGCACGUUCGAGUCAUCAGCUCUACAGCCAGACAGCAGCAUCUCUCUGGGACCCUUUGUGUUUCCAAAUCCUGGCACUCUGGCGCGGCCUCCACGACCUCAGAGACUGGUGUACUUGGACGCAGCGCCUACUCCAGGAGCUGUGCCCUUCUACACAUCUUUAGGAUUCAAAGAAAUGGGCAGAUUUGGCGUGCCAGAGCUCAUUCCGGAAUGUCCGCAGAUGAUCAGUAUGGGCUGGGAUGGUACAUUAGCCGACCGAGCCUGAAGCAACCAACGGCCAUGCACCCGUAUCUAUUCUAUCGUAGUCUCUAAAGAAA
Messenger RNA from Ceraceosorus guamensis, 1129 nucleotides. RefSeq lists its product as hypothetical. The coding region runs from base 247 to 1077 and encodes 276 amino acids. NCBI's taxonomy places the organism in Eukaryota, Fungi, Basidiomycota, Exobasidiomycetes, Ceraceosorales, Ceraceosoraceae. Gene Ontology annotation, molecular function: acyltransferase activity, transferring groups other than amino-acyl groups. The record is from RefSeq and is a predicted model, not a curated record. The transcript is spliced from 2 exons.